Messenger RNA from Salarias fasciatus (jewelled blenny), 3254 nucleotides. It is a transcript of the gene cog7, whose product is annotated as component of oligomeric golgi complex 7. The record is from RefSeq and is a predicted model, not a curated record. Gene Ontology annotation, biological process: retrograde vesicle-mediated transport, Golgi to endoplasmic reticulum; Golgi organization; intracellular protein transport. The transcript has 17 exons. The coding region runs from base 307 to 2616 and encodes 769 amino acids. Gene Ontology annotation, cellular component: COG complex. NCBI's taxonomy places the organism in Eukaryota, Metazoa, Chordata, Actinopteri, Blenniiformes, Blenniidae.
AAAUCAGAGCGCACAUGCGGAAGUUGUUGUCAGUGUUUAGCUCUUUUCAAGCAUCAGACAUUUAAAGAACAUGCUUUUUCUUUUCUCUCUUUGAAACCGUGGACUAUAACGGAAAUAACUCUGGAGGAAGCCGUCGCAUUACUGGAACUAUAUUUAGUUGUCAUGAUAAUUUCAUUUUCCUGGGCGAUUUAUUUUAUUUUCCUGUCCAAACCUCUGUUUGGGAAACAUUAGCUAGCUGCUAGCAUGGCUCGAUGACAGUGUGACAGGAUCGGGUUUGGUUUUGGCUGUCGCUCCUGAGACACGAAGAUGGAUUUCUCUAAAUUCCUGGACGACGACUUCGACGUGAAGGACUGGGUGAACGGCGCCUUCAAGGUGGUGCAGAAGGAGGCUCCGGGGAAGGCGGACACACACGCAGCCACUCUGGUCAUGAAGCUGCAGCUCUUCAUCCAGGAGGUCAACAACGCCAUCGAGGAGAGCAGCAAUCAGGCCCUUCAGAAUAUGCCCCGAGUGCUGCGGGACGUGGAGGCUCUGAAACAGGAGGCCUCCUUCCUGAAGGAGCAGAUGGUUCUGGUCAAAGAGGACAUCAAGAAGUUCGAACAGGACACUGUGCAGUCCAUGCAGGUCCUGGUGGAGAUAGAUCAGGUGAAGAGUCGAAUGCAGCUGGCAGCAGAAGCCCUGCAGGAAGCAGACAAGUGGAGCACGCUGAGUGCAGACAUCGAGGAGACCUUCAAAACACAGGACCUUGCAGUGAUUUCCUCCAAGCUGACCAGCAUGCAGAACAGCCUGGCCAUGCUGGUGGACACGCCGGACUACUCUGAAAAGUGUGUUCACUUAGAGGCCCUGAAGAACAGACUGGAGGCCAUGGCCAGCCCACAGAUAGUCGCAACCUUUAAUUCCAUGUCUAUAGACCAAGCGAAGCUGUUUGUGAAAGUCUUCACGGAGAUCGACAGAAUGCCUCAGCUUCUGGCGUACUACUACAAGUGUCAUAAGGGACAGUUGGUGAGCGUGUGGCAGGACCUGUCUCAGAGUGAGCUCAGUCUCAAUCAGCAGCUGGCCGAGUUUUAUGACACCUUGCUCUCGUCGUGGCACACUCAGCUGCAGUGGAGCAGCCAGGUGUUUAAGAACCCGUACGAAGUUGUGACGGUGCUGCUGAUCCAGACUCUGGGGGCCAUGGUGCCUUCGAUCCCCGUAUGCCUGAGCUCGUCCAUGGAGCGUGCAGCACAGGAACAGCGGCUGGACACUCUGCUGGAACUGCAUCAAACCGCGUCCACGUUCGGACACGGCCUGGAGGCCGCCAUGCUGCCACACCUGGGUGAAAACAACCUGCUGAAGGUGACCGAGCUGGUCUGUGCUCUGUAUGAUCCCUACAAGCCUUACCAGCUGCAGUACGGAGACCUGGAGGAAAACCACCUCCUCAUUCAGAUCAGUGCUAUUCCUCUGGAACACGGGGAGGUAAUCGACUGUGUGGAAGAGUUGAGUCACUCCGUAGGAAAGUUGUUUGGACUGGCCAGUGCAGCCGUGGAUCGCUGCGUCAAACUGACUGAUGGACUUGCCGUGUGUGGCCUCCUCAAAGCUCUCAAAGCCCUCUUCACCAAGUACGUGUCCGACUUCUCCACGACGCUCCAGUCCAUCAGGAAGAAGUGUAAACUCGAAGAUAUCCCCAGUUCAUCAGGUUUCCAGGAGGACUGGACAGCUUUCCAGAACUCCGUCAGGAUCAUUGCCACGUGUGGAGAGCUGCUCAGACAAUGUGGGGCGUUUGAACAGCAGCUAUCAAACAAGAUCCUGGGAACGGCGGGAAAAUACCUGUCUGAGUCGUACAGCCCUCGCAGCCUGACGGGCAUCCAGGAGGCCACCUCCACCGAGAGGAAGAGCGCCACCAAGAACCCGUGGCAGGAAUACAACUACCUCCAGAGGGGCAACGUCGCCGAAUACAACAACCUCAUGGAAGUGCUGUACUCGUUAAAGGAAAAAGGCACAGGGAACUCCAGCUUGUUAGCGGAACCCAGAACCGCUCUGACCAGACUCAAUCAGCAGGCGAACCAGCUGGCCUUCGACUCUGUCUUCCUGCAGAUCAAACACCAGCUCUGCCUCGUCUCAAAGAUGGAGAAUCAAGAGGGACCCGGUUUAGGAGAGAGCUACACUGAAGACCUGCCUAAUUUCAGCCUGUCGCCACAGGAGUACAUCACAAAUAUAGGGCAGUACCUGAUGUCUCUGCCUCUCCACCUGGAGCCCUUCGUGACACAGGAGGAUCCGGCGUUGGAGAUGGCAUUGCAUGCUGGGAAGCUGCCGUUCCCUCCGGAACAAGGUGAUGACCUCCCCGAGCUGGACAACACUGCAGACUACUGGCUGGGCUCCAUCGCUCGUGCCACCAUGCAGACUUACUGCGACGCCAUCUUGCUCAUCCCCCAGCUGAGCCCACAUUCCACCAAGCAGUUGGCCACAGAUAUUGACUACCUGAGCAAUGUGAUGGACGCCCUGGGCCUGCAGCCCUCACGCGCCCUGCAGCAUAUCGUCACGCUACUGAGAGCGAAACCCGAAGAAUACAGGCAGACCGCCAAACUGCUGCCUCGACGACUGUCCUCCACCAUCGCUGCACUCCGCUGCAUCGACUACUAACAGCCUGGGCGAAGGAGGACGACUCCCAGAACGGCACUGAAGGCCUUCUGUGCUGUAAACAAACAGAGGAAUGUGAUAUCAAUAGGAGCGGGUUUACAUGUAAACGUUCCUCGUCUCAGAUUUGCUUGAUGUAUCUGAGUUAGGGCUACAGCGUAUUAGGGCAUUUCUGUCUACUUGAGGGGGGUUGUGGGAAUGUUGGGAGAAAAUCAUGGCAGUUACGGCUUUUUAUUUUUUUUUUCCUCAAUGCGUUGUUAUUGAUCAGAGUUCCAUUGAUGUCUCACCGCAGUGUCGAUGCCUUCAACUCAAGCCAAAUGGUUGUUCUGACUUGUCAUUUUUGAUUUCUGCAUUCAUGAGGUAGGGCAGCUUCAUAGCAUUUAUGAAAACAUAUAUGACCAAUAUAUUUGAUACACGUACUAAUAUAAUUAUUUGUGGCUAUUAAAUUAUAUGUAGUAAUAUUUCUGAUAUGAGCUUUAUGGAUUUUUGUUUACUUGGCUUCAUUUUCAAUAUUUAACUUGCAGGUUGAAGAGGACGGUGGUCUAUUUCUUUGUUGUUGUGGUAUGGGAUGGACUAAUAUGGCAGGUGUUCCAUAUUUGUUCAUGCAGUAUUGUGAAAAUGUGUACAUAAAACAUUGACAUCAA